Molecule: messenger RNA, 2370 nt
Organism: Aureobasidium musti
Lineage: Eukaryota; Fungi; Ascomycota; Dothideomycetes; Dothideales; Saccotheciaceae
Source: the annotation of a GenBank genome assembly
AUGGACCCUCCUCCAGCUCCUCCAUCAGACGUACCACCGCCGCCACCUCCAUCAGAACAUGUCGCUGCCCCGCCGCCGCCUGUCGCCGAUGUGCCUCCACCACCAGCCCCAGACAUAAAUGACGAAGAACUUGGUCCCUCAAUCAUGCCCUCGAAGAAGCAAAAGAAAGGAUGGGGCACUGUCAANAAGAGUCAACCACUGGACAUCGAGGAGAUUCUAGCACGGAAGAAGGCCGCAGAUGCCGCCGCUAUGAAACCAAAGUUCUUGUCGCGUGCCGAGCGCGAGAGGAUAGCACAAGAGAAGCUCGACAAAGAGGCCGCAGAGGCGAAGAAGAGGUCAGAAGUCGAGCGCGAUUCAUUCUCGAAGCCACAAUCAAAUGGCAGCCAUGCUCAGAUCAACACGGGCAACCAUCGUUCCAUGGAUGGUCGCCCAGCCAUACCCACUGGUCCGAGGAGUCAAAGAGGAGGCCAACCUCCUUCAGGUCCUGCUGGCUGGAGAAACAAGGACCAACACAACAGAGGCUAUGACAUGGCUCCACCACCGCCUCCCAAACAGACUGCCAUCAUCAACGGCAACCAAACUGCGAAGAAACUUACUCCCGAAGAAGCUGCCCAGGCUUCCNNAAUCCGUCAAAGAUAUAUGGGUGCCGAACAAAACCAAUCAAGCUUCUCGGCAAAGAAGAAGCGCAAGCGAACCACUGAGAAGAAGUUCAAUUUUGAGUGGAACGCAGAGGAAGAUACUAGUGCCAACACCGACCCGCUAUACAAGGACAGAGCUGCUCCGGCUGCUCGACUGGGUGGAUACGCCGACGGAGACGAGACAGCUGCUGAGAAGUAUGCAAAACUGCUGCAAGAACGCGAUCCCGAGACUGGCAAGCAGCGAGCACAGCAGAUUUUGGAGAUGAAGGAACGACAGAAGGCUUACGAGAAUCGCAACGCCAUCGACAAGCACUGGAGCGAAAAGGAACUUACACAAAUGCGCGAGAGAGACUGGCGUAUCUUCAAAGAAGACUUCAACAUUGGCACAAAGGGUGGCUCUAUCCCGAACCCUAUGCGUUACUGGCAAGAGUCUGGUUUGCCCAAGCGACUCUUGCAGGUUAUUGAUCAAGUUGGAUACACAGAUCCAUCACCCAUUCAACGAGCAGCUAUUCCUGUCGCUCUACAAGCCCGUGAUUUGAUUGGUGUUGCCGUGACUGGUUCAGGUAAAACUGCCGCUUUCUUGUUACCUCUCCUGGUGUACAUCUCCGAAUUGCCUGCUCUCAACGAACUCACCAAAAACGACGGUCCUUACGCCAUCAUUCUUGCACCAACUCGUGAACUGGCACAACAGAUCGAAAUCGAAGCAAAGAAGUUUGCCACUCCUCUAGGCUUCACUUGUGUGUCUAUUGUCGGUGGUCACUCGAUAGAAGAACAAGCCUACAACUUGCGAAAUGGAGCUGAAAUCAUCAUCGCAACUCCUGGUCGUCUGGUCGACUGUAUCGAGCGUCGCGUCCUGGUUCUCUCACAAUGCUGCUACAUUAUCAUGGAUGAAGCCGAUCGCAUGAUCGAUCUCGGUUUCGAAGAGCCCGUCAACAAAAUCCUUGACGCACUGCCCGUAGGCAACGAAAAGCCAGAUACCGAAGAAGCAGAAAACAGCCAAGCCAUGCAGAUGCAUGUAGGUGAACGAGGUCGCUACCGUCAAACAAUGAUGUACACAGCCACCAUGCCCGCCGCCGUCGAACGCAUUGCAAGGAAAUACCUUCGUCGUCCAGCCAUCGUGACAAUCGGAAAUGUCGGUGAAGCAGUCGACACAGUCGAACAACGUGUUGAAUUUGUUUCCGGCGAAGACAAGCGCAAGAACAGACUCAGAGAAAUUCUUUCCAGCAGAGAAUUCGCACCUCCCAUCAUCGUGUUCGUCAACAUCAAGCGCAAUUGUGAUGCCGUGGCAAAAGACAUCCAACGCAUGGGCUACUCAGCUGUCACCCUUCACGGUUCCAAAACUCAAGAGCAGAGAGAAUCAGCACUGCUGUCCGUCCGCGAGGGCAAAACAGAAGUUCUCGUUGCUACCGAUUUGGCAGGUCGUGGUAUCGAUGUUCCCGACGUCUCUCUGGUCAUCAACUUCAACAUGGCUACAAACAUUGAAUCCUACACCCAUCGUGUUGGUCGUACCGGUCGUGCUGGCAAGUCCGGUGUUGCGAUUACGUUCUUGGGUCCAGAGGACAAUGAUGUGCUCUAUGAUCUGAAGCAGAUGUUGAGUAAGAGUGCCAUCUCGAGGGUUCCCGAGGAGUUGAGGAAACAUGAGGCGGCGCAGCAGAAGAGUCAAAGGGGUGGUAAUAGGAAGCCUGUGGAAGAAAGCAGUGGAUUUGGAGGUAAAGGCGGCGGAUGGGCUUAG